GUGACUUGGGGGGGGGGCGCAGCGGCUUCGCUCCAGCCGUCAAACUUCUCGGGCUGCCGGAAUUCCUCUCAAACUUAGCUGUCCUCCUCUCCUGCACGGCUGCCUCUGCUUCUUCCGCGCCCCCCUCUGAAUGACCGUGAGGAGCUGGCGGCGACGGGAGCAUGGAGCUAAAGCGGACCCCGCCACCACCCCGGAGUUUCUCUCGAGGACGGACUUGGCCCUCGUUGGCGCUGCUCCUGGGGGUGAUGCUCUCGGCGUCCCAGGUGGCCAAGGGGGCCGUGGGGUAUUACCCCCGGUUCUCGCCCUUCUUUUUCCUCUGCACUCACCACGGGGAGUUGGAAGGGGAUGGGGAACAAGGAGAGGUGCUCAUCUCGCUCCACAUUGCUGGAAACCCAACCUUCUAUGUGCCGGGACAAGAAUAUCACGUGACUAUUUCAACGAGCACCUUUUUUGAUGGCUUAUUGGUCACGGGACUCUAUACAUCUACCAGUAUUCAGGCUUCACAGAGUAUUGGCGGGUCCAGUGCUUUUGGAUUUGGAAUAAUGUCUGAUCACCAGUUUGGAAAUCAGUUCAUGUGCAGUGUGGUUGCAUCACACGUAAGCCAUCUACCCACCACAAAUCUCAGUUUUGUUUGGAUUGCUCCACCUGCAGGAACAGGCUGUGUGAAUUUCAUGGCAACAGCUACUCACAGGGGUCAAGUUAUAUUCAAGGAUGCCUUAGCCCAACAGUUGUGUGAACAGGGAGCUCCAACAGAAGCUCCUUUGCAUCCUCUUUUAGCUGAGAUGCACAGUGACAGCAUUAUAUUACGAGAUGACUUUGAUUCUUAUCAGCUGCAGGGAUUGAAUCCUGCAAUGUGGUUUGAAUGUAGUAAUUGUGAGGUUGGAGACCAGUGUGGUGUAAUUAUGCAUGGCAGCGCUGUCACUUUCUGUGAGCCAUACGGGCCAAGAGAAUUGACCACUAAUGGCCUUAAUACAACCACAGCUUCUGUACUACAGUUUUCAAUUGGGUCGGGUUCAUGUCGCUUUAGUUACUCAGAUCCCAACAUCAUUGUGUCCUACUCCAAGAAUAAUUCUGCAGAUUGGAUUCAACUGGAGAAAAUUAGAGCUCCUUCCAAUGUCAGCACUAUUAUCCACAUCCUUUACCUUCCUGAAGAAGCCAAAGGAGAAAAUAUUCAGUUUCAAUGGAAGCAGGAAUAUGUCCACGCUGGGGAUGUGUAUGAAGCUUGCUGGGCAUUGGACAAUAUUCUGAUCAUAAAUGCAGCUCAUAGACAAAUUGUUUUAGAAGAUAAUCUUGAUCCUGUGGACACUGGCAACUGGCUGUUUUUCCCUGGAGCCACCAUUAAGCAUAGCUGUCAGUCGGAUGGGAACGCAAUUUAUUUCCAUGGAACUGAAGGCAGCGAGUUAAAUUUUGCCACAACACGAGAUGUGGAUCUUUCUACUGAAGAUGCCCAGGAGCAAUGGGCUGAAGAGUUUGAGAGCCAGCCCAAAGGGUGGGAUAUAGCUGGAGCUGUCAUUGGUACUGAAUGUGGAACCCUGGAAUCAGGUUCAUCAGCUGUGUUCCUCAGAGAUGGAGAGAGAAAAUUAUGCACUCCGUAUAUGGACACUACGGGUUAUGGGAAUCUGAGAUUUUAUUUCAGUAUGGGUGGAAGCUGUGAUGCUGGACAAGCCCAUGAAAAUGAUGUAAUAUUGUAUGCAAAGAUUGAAGGAAAAAAGGAUCAUCUAAAUCUGGAUACAAUGACCUACGCUUCUUACAGGGUUCCAUCUUUAGUUUCGGUAGUCAUCAGUCCAGAGCUUCAGACUCCAGCUACCAAAUUCUGCCUCAAGCAGAAGAAUCAUCAAGGGCAUAACAGAAAUGUCUGGGCAGUGGACUAUUUCCAUGUUCUGCCAGUGCUCCCUUCCACUGUAACUCAUAUGAUCCAGUUUUCUAUCAAUCUGGGUUGUGGAACCCAUCAACCAGGCAACAGUGUCAGUUUGGAAUUCUCUACCAACCAUGGUCGUUCCUGGUCCUUACUUCACUCAGAAUGUUUGCCGGAGAUAUGCGCUGGGUCCCACCUUCCUCACAGCACAGUCUAUGCCUCUGAAAACUACAGUGGGUGGAACCGAAUAACCAUUCCCCUUCCAAAUGCAGCAUUAACCAGAGAUACCAGGAUUCGAUGGAGACAAACGGGCCCAAUCCUUGGAAACAUGUGGGCAAUUGACAACAUUUACAUUGGGCCUUCUUGCCUCAAAUUCUGCUCAGGGCGAGGACAAUGCACCAGAAAUGGUUGCAAAUGUGAUCCUGGCUUUUCAGGACCUGCGUGUGAAAUGGCCUCCCAGACCUUCCCCAUGUUUAUCUCUGAGAGUUUUGGCAAUUCUAGGCUUUCUUCAUAUCACAAUUUUUACUCUAUCCGUGGUGCUGAAGUCAGUUUUGGUUGUGGAGUUCUAGCAAGUGGCAAAGCCUUGGUCUUUAGCAAAGAUGGGAGGCGCCAGCUUAUCACUUCUUUCCUUGACAGCUCACAGUCCAGAUUUCUCCAGUUCAUGCUACGUCUUGGAAGCAAAUCCGUCUUGAGUACCUGCAAAGCACCAGACCAGCCUGGAGAAGGAGUCUUACUGCACUAUUCAUAUGACAAUGGGAUUACAUGGAAACUGCUAGAACACUAUUCCUAUCUCAACUACCAUGAACCAAGAAUAAUUUCAGUGGAACUACCAGAAGAUGCAAGGCAAUUCGGCAUUCAGUUCCGGUGGUGGCAACCAUAUCAUUCUUCUCAAGGAGAUGACGUGUGGGCUAUUGAUGAAAUCAUCAUGACUUCUGUACUUUUCAAUAGCAUUAGCCUAGACUUCACUAACCUGGUGGAAGUUACUCAGUCUCUUGGAUUCUACUUGGGAAAUGUUCAACCAUACUGUGACCAUGACUGGACACUCUGUUUCACAGGAGAUUCUAAACUAGCUUCUAGUAUGCGCUAUGUGGAAACACAAUCUAUGCAAAUUGGAGCGUCUUAUAUGAUACAGUUCAACUUGGUGAUGGGCUGUGGGCAGCAGUACACUCCUCACAUGGACAACCAGGUGAAGUUGGAAUACUCCACUAACCAUGGGCUUACUUGGCAUCUGGUUCAAGAGGAAUGUCUUCCAAGUAUGCCUAGCUGUCAAGAGUUUACACCAGCAAGUAUCUACCAUUCCAGUGAAUAUACAAAGUGGAGGAGAAUCACAGUCCUUCUACCUCAGAAAACAUGGUCUAGUGCUACACGUUUCCGUUGGAGUCAGUGCUACUACACCAUACAAGAUGAGUGGGCUUUAGACAACAUCUAUAUUGGGCAACAGUGCCCAAACAUGUGCAGUGGUCAUGGCUGGUGUGACCAUGGUGUUUGCAGAUGUGAUUCGGGAUAUCGAGGCACUGAAUGUCACUCUGAAAAUAAUCUCCCUUCAACGAUAAUGACUGAUUUUGAGAGUCCAAGCAGUUUGGAGACGGAAUGGAAAGAAGUGAUUGGUGGAGAGAUUGUAAAACCAGAGCAAGGCUGUGGGGUCAUCUCAUCUGGAUCCUCUCUCUAUUUCAACAAGGCUGGAAAGAGGCAGUUGGUGAGCUUGGAUUUGGACACCACAUGGGUAGAUUUUGUCCAGUUUUACAUUCAGAUUGGUGGGGAGAGUCCUUCCUGCAACAAGCCAGACAGCAGAGAAGAGGGUGUCCUGUUACAAUACAGCAACAAUGGAGGUAUCAACUGGCAUCUACUGGCAGAAAUGUACUUCUCCGACUUCAGCAAGUCCAGAUUUGUCUAUCUUGAGCUUCCUCCUGCUGCAAAAACUCCCUGCACUAGAUUCCGCUGGUGGCAGCCAGUGUUUUCAGGGGAAGGAUAUGACCAGUGGGCUAUUGAUGAUAUCAUCAUUCUCUCAGAAAAGCUGAAGCAGAUCAUCCCUGUUGUUAACCCCACUUUACCUCAGAACUUUUAUGAGAAACCAGCAUUUGAUUACCCAAUGAACCAGCUCAGUGUAUGGCUGAUGUUAGCUAAUGAAGGGAUGCCCAAAAAUGAAACUUUCUGUUCUGCCACCCCAUCAGCAAUGAUAUUUGGGAAAUCAGAUGGUGAUCGCUUUGCAGUGACACGGGAUUUAACACUGAAACCAGGAUAUGUCCUUCAGUUCAAGCUGAACGUAGGUUGCACGGAUCAGUUCAGUAGUUCUGCUCCCGUGCUGCUUCAGUAUUCUCAUGAUGCCGGCCUCUUUUGGUCAUUAGUGAAGGAGGGCUGUUACCCAGCAUCCCCUGGGGUCAAAGGAUGUGAAGGAAGCGCCCGAGAACUGACUGAGCCAACCAUGUAUUACACAGGAGACUUUGACGAGUGGACAAGAAUUACCAUUGUCAUUCCAAGAUCUCUUGCAGCCAGUAAGACCAGAUUCCGCUGGAUCCAAGAGAGCAGUUCACAGAAGAGUGUGCCCCCUUUUGGCUUAGAUGGGGUGUAUAUCUCAGAGCCAUGUUCCAACUAUUGCAGUGGUCAUGGAGAUUGUAUCUCUGGAGUCUGUUUUUGUGACUUGGGCUAUACCGCCUCACAUGGGACCUGUGUGUCUAAUGUACCUAAUCACAGUGAGAUGUUCGACAGGUUUGAGAGGAAGCUGAGCCCUCUCUGGUACAAGAUAACUGGAGGUCAAGUUGGGAAUGGCUGUGGAAUACUCAGUGAUGGAAAAUCUCUUUACUUCAAUGGACCUGGAAAAAGGGAAGCAAGAACAGUCCCUCUGGAUACCACAACUAUCAGGCUAGUUCAAUUUUAUGUACUAAUUGGAAGCAAAACAAUCGGUACAGGAUGCAACAAACCCAGAGCCCGGAACGAAGGGCUUGUAGUUCAAUAUUCAAAUGACAAUGGAAUAAGUUGGUAUCUGCUGCGCGAAUUGGACUUCAUGUCUUUCUUAGAACCACAGAUUGUAUCCAUAGAGCUGCCUCGUGAGGCCAAAACGCCAGCCACGGCUUUCCGAUGGUGGCAACCUCAACAUGGAAAGCAUUCAGCACAGUGGGCUUUGGAUGAUGUCCUUGUUGGGAUGAAUGACAGCUCUCAGACUGGCUUUCAGGAUAAAUUUGAUGGAUCUGUGGACCUACAAGCUAGUUGGUACAGAAUCCAAGGAGGUCAAGUAGACAUCGAUUGUCUGUCUAUGGAUACAGCUCUCAUAUUCAGUGAAAAUAUAGGAAAGCCUCGUUAUGCUGAGACUUGGGAUUUCCAUGUGUCUGACUCUACCUUCAUGCAGUUUGAGCUGAACAUGGGCUGCAGCAAGCCAUUCAGUGAUUCCCAUGGUAUUCACUUCCAGUAUUCCAUAAACAAUGGGAGAGACUGGCAUUUGGUGACUGAGGAGUGCGUCCCUCCCAGGAUAGGCUGUCAACACUAUACUGAGGGUUCAGUUUACUCUUCAGAAAGGUUCCAGAACUGGAAGCGAAUUACUCUCUACCUUCCACCUGCAACAAUGUCUCCCAGAACACGCUUCCGAUGGAUUCAACAAGACUAUGCUCCUGGUGGGGACGCAUGGGCUAUUGAUAAUGUCAUUCUGGCCACUGGAUGUCCUUGGAUGUGCUCAGGUCAUGGAAUCUGUGAUGCUGGUCGCUGUGUGUGUGACAGAGGUUUUGGAGGCCCUUACUGUGUUCCUGCUGCUCCCCUCCCUUCUGUUCUGAAAGACGACUUCAAUGGUAACCUGCAUCCUGAUCUUUGGCCUGAAGUCUAUGGAGCUGAGAGAGGCAACCUGAAUGGGGACACCAUCAAGUCUGGAACUACCCUCAUCUUUAAAGGGGAGGGGCUGAGAAUGCUUGUCUCAAGAGAUUUAGAUUGUAGCAAUACAAUGUACAUCCAGUUUUCAUUCAAAUUUUUAGCCAAAGGUACCCCAGAGAGGUCUCAUUCUAUCCUGCUACAAUAUUCCAUCAAUGGGGGCAUCACUUGGCACCUGAUAGAUGAGUUUUACUUCACUCAAACAACGGAUGUUCUCUUCAUUAAUAUCCCACUGCCAUACACAGCACGGAGCAACACUACGCGGUUUAGGCUCUGGCAGCCUUAUAACAAUGGCAAGAAAGAAGAAAUUUGGAUUCUAGAUAAUUUCAUUAUCGAUGGAAACAACCUUAAGAAUCCUGUUAUCCUUCUUGAUACCUUUGACUUUGGCCCAAAGGAAGACAACUGGUUUUUUUAUCCUGGUGGAAACAUUGGACUUUAUUGUCCAUAUUCAUCCAAAGGAGCACCGGAGGAAGAUUCUGCUAUGGUAUUUGUUUCAAAUGAAGUUGGGGAACAUUCAAUUACGACAAGGGAUUUGAAUGUGAAUGAGAACACCAUAAUCCAAUUUGAGAUUAAUAUUGGAUGCACCACUGAUAGUUCAUCUGCUGACCCAGUGAAACUUGAAUUCUCACGUGAUUUGGGGGCAACCUGGCACCUGCUUCUUCCUUUAUGUUAUAGUAGCAGUAGCUACCUCAGUUCUCUAUGCUCUACUGAGCAUCAUCCAAGCAGCACGUACUAUGCUGGAACAACCCAGGGCUGGAGAAGAGAGGUCAUCCACUUUGGAAAGCUACACCUCUGCGGGUUAGUGAGAUUCAGAUGGUACCAGGGAUUUUAUCCUGCUGGGUCUCAACCUGUGACCUGGGCCAUUGACAAUGUAUAUAUUGGGCCACAGUGUGAGGAGAUGUGUAAUGGUCAUGGUAGCUGUGUCAACGGAACAAAAUGCAUCUGUGAUCCUGGCUAUUCUGGGCCAACCUGCAGAAUAAGCACCAAGAAUCCUGAUUUUCUCAAGGAUGAUUUUGAAGGUCAACUAGAAUCUGAUAGAUUUUUGCUAGUGAGUGGUGGAAAGCCAUCCAGGAAAUGUGGGAUCUUGUCUGGAGGAAAUAAUCUCUUUUUUAAUGAAGAAGGUUUACGCAUGUUGAUGACGCGAGACCUGGAUUUGUCCCAAGCCAGGUUUGUGCAGUUCUUCAUGAGACUAGGAUGUGGUAAAGCAGUUCCAGAUCCCAGAAGCCAACCUGUACUGCUACAGUAUUCUCUUAAUGGGGGCCUCACAUGGAAUAUUCUUCAGGAAUUUCUCUUCAGUAAUUCAAGCAACAUAGGACGGUACAUUGCCCUAGAAAUCCCCCUAAAAGCACGUUCUCCCUCUACUCGACUGCGUUGGUGGCAGCCAUCUGAGAAUGGGCAUUUUUAUAGCCCAUGGGUAAUUGAUCAGAUCCUUAUUGGUGGAAAUAUCUCUGGCAACACAAUCCUGGAAGAUGAUUUCAGUACGCUGGAUAGCAAGAAAUGGCUUCUCCAUCCUGGAGGAACAAAAAUGCCUGUUUGUGGCUCUACUGGGGAUGCGCUGGUCUUUAUUGAGAAAGCAAGCACUCGCUAUGUUGUAACCACCGAUAUUGCUGUCAAUGAGGAUUCUUUCCUUCAAUUAGAUUUUGCUGCUUCUUGCUCUGUCACUGACUCUUGCUAUGCUAUUGAACUAGAGUAUUCAGUUGAUCUUGGUCUCACAUGGCACUCAAUAAUGAGAGACUGCCUCCCUACUAAUGUAGAAUGCAGCAAAUAUCACCUCCAGAGGAUUCUGGUAUCAGAUACGUUCAACAAAUGGACAAGAAUUGUUUUGCCACUUCCUCCUUAUACUAGGUCCCAGGCAACACGUUUCCGCUGGCACCAACCAGCUCCAUUUGAUAAGCAGCAAACAUGGGCCAUAGACAAUGUCUACAUAGGUGAUGGCUGUAUAGAUAUGUGCAGUGGCCAUGGGAAGUGUACUCAGGGGAAUUGCAUGUGUGAUGAAAACUGGGGUGGACUGUACUGUGAUGAGCCAGAGAUUCCUCUUCCCAUCCAACUUAAAGACAACUUCAAUCGUGCACCUUCCAAUCAGAACUGGCUAACAGUAAAUGGUGGGAAACUGAGCACCGUCUGUGGAGCUGUGGCUUCUGGAAUGGCUCUUCAUUUUAGUGGGGGUUGCAGUCGUUUGCUGGUGACAGUGGAUCUAAACCUAACUAAUGCAGAAUUCAUCCAGUUCUAUUUCAUGUAUGGAUGUCUGAUAACUCCCAAUAAUCGUAACCAAGGAGUUCUCCUGGAGUACUCUGUGAAUGGUGGGAUUACCUGGACCCUCUUAAUGGAAAUAUUUUAUGACCAGUUCAGCAAACCUGGCUUUGUGAACAUUCUCCUUCCUCCCGAUGCCAAAGAAGUGGGAACCCGUUUCCGCUGGUGGCAGCCCAAGCAUGAUGGCCUGGAUCAGAGUGACUGGGCUAUUGACAAUGUGCUGAUAUCGGGAUCAGCAGAUCAGAGGACAGUGAUGUUGGAUACUUUUAGCAGUGCGCCUCUGCCACAGCAUGAACGCACUCCCGCAGACGCAGGACCCACAGGGAGGAUUGCUUUUGAUAUGUUCAUGGAAGACAGGACAACAGUGAAUGAGCAUUGGCUGUUCCACGAUGACUGUUCAAUUGAAAGAUUCUGUGACUCUCCUGAUGGUGUCAUGAUGUGUGGAAGCCACGAUGGCAGGGAGGUUUAUGCUGUCACUCAUGAUCUAACUCCUACAGAGAACUGGAUUAUGCAGUUCAAGAUUUCCAUUGGAUGUAAAACCUCAGAGAAAAUUGCCCAGAACCAAGUCCAUGUGCAGUAUUCUACUGACUUUGGAGUGAGUUGGAGCUACCUAAUACCUCAGUGCUUACCUGCUGGCCCAAAAUGUUCUGGGGGUGUUUCACAACCAUCUGUCUUCUUUCCAACAAAAGGAUGGAAAAGGAUAACUUACCCUCUACCUGAAAGCCUAGUAGGAAACCCAGUACGGUUUAGGUUCUAUCAGAAGUACUCUGAUAUGCAAUGGGCCAUUGACAACUUCUAUCUUGGACCUGGUUGUGUAGACAAUUGUAAAGGCCACGGAGACUGUCUGAAAGAACAGUGCAUCUGUGAUCCGGGUUUCUCUGGUCCAAACUGCUACUUGACUCAGACUUUAAAGACUUUCCUGAAGGAGCGCUUUGACAAUGAAGAAAUUAGACCGGAUUUAUGGAUGUCUCUGGAAGGAGGCACAGCCUGCAUGGAAUGUGGGAUUCUAGCAGAAGACACUGCUCUGUAUUUUGGAGGUGCUACUGUGAGACAGGCUGUCACUCAAGACUUGGAUUUGCGAGGUGCAAAAUUUUUACAAUAUUGGGGAAGGAUUGGGAGUGAAAAUAACAUGACAACAUGUCACAGACCAACAUGUCGGAAGGAAGGUGUUCUACUAGAUUACUCAACAGAUGGAGGAAUAUCUUGGACGUUGCUACAUGAGAUGGAUUAUCAGAAAUACAUCUCAAUCAGACAUGAUUACAUACUGCUCCCAGAAGAUGCUCUGACCAAUACAACCCGCCUGCGAUGGUGGCAGCCAUAUGUGAUUAACAAUGGAAUUGUGGUUUCGGGCUGAUCGUGCUCAGUGGGCAUUGGAUAAUGUACUGAUUGGUGGAGCAGAAAUAAUCCAAGUCAACUGGUAGAUACAUUUGAUGAUGAAGGCAUCUCCCAUGAAGAAAACUGGAGUUUCUAUCCAAAUGCAGUCAGAACUGCAGGAUUCUGUGGCAACCCAUCAUUUCAUCUCUACUGGCCAAAUAAGAAAAAGGAUCAGACACACAAUAUCCUGUCCUCUCGGGAACUCAUUAUACAGCCAGGAUAUAUGAUACAGUUUAAAAUUGUGGUUGGCUGUGAAGCAACGUCUUGUGGAGAUAUGCAUUCCGUAAUGCUAGAAUACACCAAGGAUGCUAGGUCAGAUUCAUGGCAGCUCGUCCAGACACAAUGUCUCCCUUCCUCUUCUAAUAGUGUUGGCUGCUCCCCAUUUCAAUUCCAUGAAGCUACUAUCUAUAACUCUGUCAAUAGCUCCACUUGGAAGAGAAUAACCAUCCAGCUGCCUGAUCAUGUCUCAUCCAGUGCAACUCAGUUCCGGUGGAUUCAGAAAGGAGAAGAACCAGAAAAACAAAGUUGGGCUAUAGAUCACGUUUACAUCGGAGAAGCCUGCCCAAAACUCUGCAGCGGCCAUGGUUACUGCACUACUGGAGCCAUCUGCAUUUGCGAUGAAGGAUACCAAGGUGAUGACUGUUCUGUUUUCAGCCAUGACCUUCCCAGUUAUAUUAAAGAUAAUUUUGAAUCAGCAAGAGUGACUGAAAUAAACUGGGAAACCAUUCAGGGUGGAGUUAUAGGGAAUGGGUGUGGACAACUAGCACCAUAUGCACAUGGAGAUUCUCUGUAUUUCAAUGGAUGUCAGAUAAGGCAAUCUAUAACCAAGCCCCUGGAUUUGACCCGAGCAAGCAAAAUAAUGUUUGUUUUGCAAAUUGGAAGCCUUUCACAAACUGACAGUUGCAACACCAAUUUGAGUGAUCCAAACACUGUGGACAAAGCAGUGUUGCUCCAGUACAGUGUAAAUAAUGGAAUCACAUGGCAAGUCAUUGCACAGCAUCAACCAAAGGACUUUAUACAAGCCCAAAGAGUGUCUUACAAUGUACCACUGGAGGCACGAGUGAAGGGAGUGCUACUUCGCUGGUGGCAGCCCCGCCACAAUGGCACAGGCCAUGAUCAGUGGGCUCUGGACCAUGUAGAAGUCGUUCACACUCGCAAACAAAAUUACAUGAUGAAUUUUUCACGACAACAUGGGCUCAGGCAUUUCUACAACAGAAGACGAAGGUCACUUAGGCGAUACCCAUGAAGAACAAGACAUUUCUUUUCUUUCUCUUCCCAAUCUGUGAUGUGUCGCUUUCCAUUCUUUUCAAUCUAGCACUGCAGUCUGGCUUAUCAGGACUUUUUCUUGAUGAAUAUUUUGAAAGCCUCCAUCAAGACAGAGCGUUACACCACUUUUUUCGCACUGUGAUCUAAUGAGAAGUGACUUAUUUUCUCAUAAGUAAAUGUUUUUAAUGUUGAUGUGUCUGUGAAAAAUUGUGAUCUGUUGUAAUACCAGUUACAGUGGCAGUAUUGGAAGUAAGCAACUGGCUCUGUUAUUAACAGGAAAAACAAGCAUAUAUUACAUUUAAGCACAAAAGACUUUUCAUAUUUUUGGUCAGAAAUGACAAUGUUAAGUACAAUAUUUAACAUUUUUUGUCACAUAGGUAUUUAAAUGCACUGUAUUUCUGCUCUGUAUCAUAUUUUAUAUGAUUAAGUUAUCAUUGUUUGUUCUCUUUUUAUUCUCUUCUACAACUGGACAUGUCGGCACUGUAUUGACUUGUUAUAACAAUUUCCUGCUGAUUUGGGGCUUACAGUCUGAUACUAUGCGUAAAGCAAACAAAUGCCUAAUCAAAAAGGAAACUGCAGAAGUUGUUGAACAAGACAUUAAUAUCCCUCAUUCUUACUCUUUGAUAUGCCUGUUGAUUAUUGUUGUUUUGUGAGCAAGAAAAAUGCUUGACAUUUAAACCUUUUCUACUAAGCAGCUGUGGAUAAACCUUCUCCCCUUCCAAAGAGAAGCUCUCCUGUUUCCUUGUCCAAAAGUAAAACAAUUCUCUGUGGAUUAUUUACUCACAGUAACUGCCAUUUGGUCUCUGUAGUAAUGGAGUGAUUUGUAAAACAGUGAACGUUUCUUCGUGUUUAUUUGUGAUUUGUUUCUAUUGAGGGUCAUGUUUGUAUCUUCUGAUAAUGUUGUACCUACACCAGCAACAUAAUGACCCUACAGCCCUAAACUGUCUAUUAUCAUGAAUUUUAAAAAAUGUUUCACUCUUCAGUGAACUAAGCUAAAAUUCCAUGCUUCAAUAAAGUUAAUGUCAAUGAA
Molecule: messenger RNA, 11627 nt
Organism: Elgaria multicarinata webbii
Lineage: Eukaryota; Metazoa; Chordata; Lepidosauria; Squamata; Anguidae
Gene: RELN
Product: reelin
Biological process (GO): central nervous system development; neuron migration
Molecular function (GO): lipoprotein particle receptor binding
Source: RefSeq, a predicted model, not a curated record